AUGACUGAUAACGGUGUCACACGUCACACGGGUGAUUGCACAGAGAGGAAGACACAGCAGAAGGGGUGGAAGACAAAUAGAAUCAACCCCAGACGUGUAGGCCCAAUAAAAACCCCUAUGGCACCGAAAAGAGAUCGUAAACCGAGAAGACUGCUACAGGCAGAAAAGUCUCUUGAGUGGGAAAUUUCACCCAUAGGCGAACUGUCUGAUGAAUCGGACAUAAUCAUUCCUCCAUCCCAGUUCCAUAUGGACGAGGAGAAGAAAGAAAAAAAAUAUAUGUAA
This is a messenger RNA of Magallana angulata, 282 nucleotides long. RefSeq lists its product as uncharacterized. Lineage: Eukaryota; Metazoa; Mollusca; Bivalvia; Ostreida; Ostreidae. The transcript is spliced from 6 exons. The coding region runs from base 1 to 282 and encodes 93 amino acids. The record is from RefSeq and is a predicted model, not a curated record.